UCAGAUAUACAUAGGACGUGGUUGUAAGUCUCUCCCCAAAAAAAUCUCCCAAAAAACACCACAUUACAAGAACCCCAUUAUUAAUACAAUCCUUAACUAAAAACAUUAUAUUCCGAUGUCUAAAUCCACGGCUACUUCCACAGCCUUGCUUCUUGUCUGUUUCUCCACCGUUUUUUCCGCCGCAUCGCCGCCGCCGACGUGUCCUUUGCAGCCCAAUUUGUUUAUACACACUCUCAAUUCUCAGUCUCCUUUUCAUUUUUCGCCCAAUCCACCUCUCCAGGUGGGGAGUGAUUAUCUUGACAGGAUAUUGAAUUCCAGGGGUAAUAAUGCAUACACUUCUGUACUCUUUUAUGCUUCAUGGUGUCCAUUUUCGCAUAAAGUUCGGUCCACAUUUAAAACCUUGAGUGCUAUGUUUCCUCAUAUUGAACAUUUGGAGGUUGAAGAGUCCUCAGUGGUUCCUAGCAUACUUUCAAGGUACAGGGUACACAGCUUUCCUACAAUAUUAAUGGUGAAGCAGACAUCAAAAUUGCGGUAUCUGGGUGCAAAAGAUCUCAACAGCCUUGUAAGAUUCUACAGAAGAACAACAGGGUGGGAGCCGAUUCAAUAUGUUGAUACAGAGCAAGCUAGUAGUUCGGAAGGCAGUGGAGAGUUUGUUAUGCGGUCGUGGGUAGGUUCAUCACCCUACGAGAUUCUGAGAAGGGAACCCUACUUGGUACUCUCGUUGCUGUUCCUAUGUUUAACAGUAUUAAUAAAUGCAUUACCAAAGGUCUUAUUGCACAUCAAACCUUUGUGGGUGGUGUAUGGACCACAUUUGAAUUUGGGAAUAUUUGGAGAGACCAGACAAAUAUUGGGACGCCUUCUUCAGAUGGUCAAUCUAAAGAUGAUUUGGACCAAAUUGAAACGAUGUAAAACCAGUGGCUUCCAUCAAUGUGCAAAAGAUGUGAAGAAUGCUCGUGUCUGGGCUUCUUCACUGGCUUCAGUCUCUCUGGGUAAAACCUCAUCAUCUAAGUCUGAAUCUUAGCCUGGCCUUGAAACAUGUAUAAUAGUCUGGUUUGAGGAGGAAGAAUUCCUCAAGUUCUAAUAAAAGAGAUUUCUGAGGGAGCUCUACUCCCCUAACCCGUCAUCCCUCCCCCAUCAUUUCCCGUCAUGAAGAUCGUUUUUUUUUUUUUUUGCUUAGUUACAAAUUCUUCCAAUCCUAAAUCAUGACCACCGGUUAAUGAGGCGUCGUUUUAGUUUUGGGUGGUUUCUUUGGGAAGGAGCUUAGGCACCAAGCUUGUAAAUCUAGACCAGCUUCUUUUUUGCACGAAAAUCUGUUUCUUUUUCUUAUAGAAACAGCUGAAUAUAAUUCUCUAGACAUGUAUGUGUUCACAAGUUAUUUAGUAUAUAUGAAAUGUUUCGGAGAAUUGUUUGUGUA
This is a messenger RNA of Daucus carota subsp. sativus, 1414 nucleotides long. Its product is annotated as 5'-adenylylsulfate reductase-like 5. Lineage: Eukaryota; Viridiplantae; Streptophyta; Magnoliopsida; Apiales; Apiaceae. The transcript has 4 exons. Bases 116 to 1021 code for a protein of 301 amino acids. The record is from RefSeq and is a predicted model, not a curated record.